AUGACCAUCAUCAGACCUGCAGAAAAUUGGUUGUGCUCCAUAGGCGUUGACUCCAGUUUCCUUCUCGAUUUUGUAUUUAUACGAAAUAGCUAAUCCUCUUGAGGAUUUUGGUAAACUUUUACCUUGUCAACACAAGCCGUAAACCAUGGCGCUCAGCGAUGCAGAUGUCCAGAAACAGAUCAAACAUAUGAUGGCCUUCAUCGAACAAGAAGCCAAUGAGAAAGCAGAAGAAAUAGAUGCUAAAGCGGAAGAAGAAUUCAACAUCGAAAAGGGACGUUUGGUUCAGCAGCAACGUCUUAAGAUUAUGGAGUACUACGAGAAGAAAGAAAAGCAAGUCGAGCUCCAAAAGAAGAUUCAAUCUUCAAACAUGCUGAACCAGGCUAGGUUGAAAGUUCUCAAGGUCCGUGAAGAUCACGUCAGGAACGUCCUCGAUGAAGCUAGGAAAAGGCUGGGCGAAGUCACCCAAAACUCAUCUCGAUACGCCGAGAUUUUGAAGCUUUUAAUUAUUCAAGGACUUUACCAGCUCAUGGAACCCAAUGUUGUGAUUCGGGUGCGACAAAUCGAUCAGGCUCUCGUGGAAUCAAUAUUCGAUUCCGUGCAAGACACAUACAAAAACGUUUGCAAAAAAGAAACUAUUCUGAAGAUCGAUUCUGACAAUUUUCUACCUGCUGAAAGCUGCGGAGGUGUCGAGCUCAUUUCUCACAGAGGACGCAUAAAGAUCUGCAACACACUUGAAUCAAGAUUAGAGCUGAUUGCUCAGCAACUGGUUUCGGAAAUCCGUUGCGCUCUCUUCGGUCGCAACCCGAAUCGCAAAUUCGCUGAUUAAGCGCAUCUAAUCUCACUGCGUACUUCUCGCUGGAACAUUCCCCGCUCUACAAGUAGUUUUAAUUAUUUUAAAGCAAAAUCAAAUCAUGUUAUUUCUUGUGAAAGCGAUUUUACUCUAUUUUAACUUCCGCUUCCGAAGCGCAAAAUGCGAAUUUAUUUUAUCUUGAGCUUCUGAAGUAAUGGCAUGAUAAAGAAAAUUUUGAAAUUCAAUUUCUAAUUUUUCUUUUAUUUGAAAAGAUUGCAAGCCUCGCAUUAGUAACGCAUACCCUUAUUAGGCAAGCAGGUCUGAUAAAACUAUCCCGAAAGUAUAUCCGUUUAUUAAUAAUUAUUUGUGCGUGAGGUUUUAUGGAUUGUUCGAAGAAUUCAAGAUAUCGCAAGAUAAAUUGUGAAGAACUUACUAUUUUAUAAAAAAUAUAACUGUGACUUGUUCGUUUCCAGACGUUGAAUAUUGUUCGUUGUGAUUUGAGAGUAUUUGUGUAGUCUUUAGUCAUAUUCUCGGAUGGUGCUUGCGUAAUUUGUGAAAGAUCAAAUCGUGGAAUUGUGAAUGGAAAAUCGAGAAGGAAUUUCAUCAGGAAUUCUUGCGCCUUGAGAAUGUUCACUUGAGCACACUUAACGUCCUUGUUGAGAAAUGCAGUAUAAUUAUUGUACAUACGCAUAGUUCUGAUUUAAAAAAAAUGUAUAAAAUAAAUUGUAGAUGAAAAGCUUA
This is a messenger RNA of Belonocnema kinseyi, 1531 nucleotides long. RefSeq names its product V-type proton ATPase subunit E (gene Vha26). The record is from RefSeq and is a predicted model, not a curated record. Gene Ontology annotation, molecular function: proton-transporting ATPase activity, rotational mechanism. Gene Ontology annotation, cellular component: proton-transporting two-sector ATPase complex, catalytic domain. NCBI's taxonomy places the organism in Eukaryota, Metazoa, Arthropoda, Insecta, Hymenoptera, Cynipidae. The coding region runs from base 146 to 826 and encodes 226 amino acids. Gene Ontology annotation, biological process: proton transmembrane transport. The transcript is spliced from 5 exons.